CGGAGCUGAAAACAAAACAUACAUACUGCGGUGCGGCGGCGGCUGCCGUUUACAUUUUCUCCUAUCAGCAUACAUACACAGCUGCUUUCCGGCAGCUCUCUCUUGAGCUCUCGCAUUCCCUUCUUCAUCAUCCUCACACCAACAGGUUGUCAGCUUGCAGUCGGAUUGUGCCUUUGGUGGAGUGGGAGAGAGUCCAACAAUCAACUCUCUCUCUCUCUGCCCAAAUCUGACUUCCUCAUUGGUGAUUAUAGGGACGUUUACCUAUCCAUUGAUUCUCAGACUGUUUUUGGGCCAUGGCAACCACAUUGCAUCUAAGUGGAACCGUGACUUCGCAUCCAUGUUACUCCAGGAGAGCCUCGUGCUUUCUACCAGUUCCAGGGCAGCAGAAUCUUGGCCACAUUGUUACCCCUCUUUCUCUUCCUUGUUCUCGUACGCAGCUGAAUGGGUCUCGUGAACAGCUGGCCCUUCAAAGCAAUUGUAUGAAUGGCAGGGUUGGCCUGCCUGAGAAGCAUGAUGUCGAGGACCAAGCAUCUGAACAAACUGCUAGUGAGCUGACAUGUGUUAUGAAGUUUGGUGGCUCAUCUGUUGCCUCGGCAGAGAGGCUGAGAGAAGUAGCUGAACUUAUUCUUAGCUUUCCUGAAGAGAGGCCCGUCAUUGUUCUUUCUGCUAUGGGGAAAACAACCAAUAAGCUCCUACUGGCAGGAGAAAAGGCGGUCACUUGUGGGGUUCCUAAUGUGUCUCAUCUUGAAGAACUGGCCUUCAUCAAAGAUUUGCAUUUGAGUACCCUGAACAAGCUUGGGUUGGAAAGAUCUAUAAUUGCAAAACACCUCUCUGAGUUGGAACAGCUUCUGAAUGGUAUUGCUAUGAUGAAAGAGAUGACUUUAAGAACAAAAGACUACCUUGUCUCCUUUGGCGAGUGCAUGUCCACUAGGAUUUUUGCAGCAUAUUUGAAUAAGAUUGGUGCCAAAGCUCGCCAAUAUGAUGCCUUUGAAAUAGGUUUUAUCACUACUGAUGAUUUUACAAAUGCGGACAUUUUGGAAGCGACUUAUCCGGCUGUCGCAAAGAGGUUGGUUGGAGAUUGGAAUAGUGAUCCAGCAAUUCCUGUUGUGACUGGAUUCCUUGGGAAGGGCUGGAAAAGUUGUGCUGUUACUACAUUGGGAAGGGGCGGUAGUGAUUUGACUGCCACAACAAUUGGUAAAGCUUUGGGGUUUAGGGAAAUUCAAGUGUGGAAAGAUGUAGAUGGUGUUUUAACUUGUGAUCCUAACAUAUAUCCUGGUGCGGAGCCAGUGCCCUACCUGACUUUUGAUGAGGCAGCUGAACUUGCGUACUUUGGCGCUCAGGUUCUCCAUCCACAGUCCAUGAGACCUGCUAGAGAGGCUGACAUUCCUGUUCGAGUGAAGAACUCUUAUAAUUCUAAAGCUCCAGGAACUCUUAUUUCCCGAACAAGAGAUAUGAGCCAGGCAGUACUUACAAGCAUUGUUUUGAAACGAAAUGUCACAAUGUUGGAUAUUGUCAGCACUAGAAUGCUUGGCCAAUAUGGGUUUCUUGCUAAGGUUUUCUCAACUUCUGAGGAUUUAGGCAUAUCUGUAGAUGUUGUAGCAACCAGUGAGGUGAGCAUCUCCUUGACAUUAGACCCUUCCAAGUUUUGGAGCAGAGAGUUGAUCCAGCAGGCAAGUGAACUGGAUCAUAUGGUUGAAGAACUUGAAAAAAUUGCAGUGGUAAAUCUUUUACAGAAUAGAUCCAUCAUCUCGCUCAUUGGGAAUGUUCAAAGAUCUUCACUGAUACUAGAGAAGGCUUUUCAUGUGCUCCGGACUGUUGGAGUAAACGUUCAAAUGAUAUCUCAAGGUGCCUCAAAAGUUAACAUUUCAUUUAUAGUCAACGACAGCGAAUCUGAAGAAUGCGUUAGGGCUCUUCAUGCCGCUUUCUUUGAGAGUGAUCUUCCAGAACUUGUAUCUGUACAUAAUUCUGGGGAUGGUCUGAUAUGAAGAAAUAACGCCAAAGCCUUUUUGGAGGGGUUCAUCAGAGAUCGUUGUAAAUCCACAAUUCUUUUAAUACAAAAACGUGUCAUCCCAAAACUGUUAAGGAAUAUAUGGCUGCAAUUUUAUAUAGAUUGAGUUGCAGUAGUGUAGUAGAGGCCGCCUCGAGGUAUUGAUGGUGUCCAAUGCAUCAUUAUGUCGUAAAGGGGCAGACAUUUUUGUACCGUAAGAAAGAUUUGUUCGACAAUUCUCUUUGGUUGAGGUAAGCAAUGGCAUUCAUAUUAUAUUCAACAGGAAACUAUGCUGUACUUAAUUGGGCGUUACUUAUACACACAGAACACAUCAUUAUAUUAAGAGCUUUGUUCUAGCGAAUUCCCAUUUGGUACGCCUGCUCACAAAAUUCUCCUCCCAGAACAUCGCAAGCUUCACCCAGCAGCACCCUCCUGGGAUCUGUGUAAUCCAUGUACUCCCUCUCUAUUGCCUCUGGUCUAGCACCUUUGGGCUUUUCGGCCUGUGGUUGAAGCUUCACUUCUGGGUACAUGUCAGCCAAACAGGUCUCUCCCCCAAUUGUUUCACACGCUUCUGCAGGAAAAACGGAGAUUGUGGAGUUAUAGUUGACAGCAAGGGCAUUCUGUUUGAAGGAAGCAAAUCUGCUACUACUGUUUGAGCUAACCAAAACUUUUGGUGGUGAGUUGAUAGAGAAGCUGCUUCCCAUAGGAAUAGUGGUAGUUAAAGCUGACUGCAUUUUGAUGCCUUUUGAUACCUUUCUUCUUGUUCAGUUUUUGUGCUUCAGAUGAUCUUAUAUGGUGCUCAGUUGGGAUUCUAUUUAGUCCACAGUUCAGUUGAGUGAGUGGUAAUGAUAUUUUGGUAUUUGGAUAAGGAACUCUUUUACUUGCUGAGAUGGACGAUCGGGAUUGUUUCCAUCGUCUUGGAUAUUUUUUUUCUUUCCUUUUCUCUUCUAUGGGAUAUCAUUGCCAUGUCAUCGCCCUUGUUCUUACUGCGAAAAAUAUCUUCAAUUAUUAUGUGACCCUUUGUCAUGCAACUUCCUUGUGAUAUUAGUACAUUGCC
Molecule: messenger RNA, 3044 nt
Organism: Striga asiatica
Lineage: Eukaryota; Viridiplantae; Streptophyta; Magnoliopsida; Lamiales; Orobanchaceae
Source: the annotation of a GenBank genome assembly